AUGAGAAAGAAAGUUCUUACUAAUCCAUCAACUUUACAUAAUUCUCUAUAUGACAAUAUAGAUAAUAAUCUAGUAAUAUUUAGAGGAGAUUUUUUACAUAAAACUGAACUUAAGAAAUAUAUGAUAAUUGAUUUACUAGGCACAGGAACAUUUAGUCAAGUAGUUAGAUGUGUUAGUACAUGUGGUGAAGAGGUAGCGAUAAAGAUUGUUAAAAACAGUCCUAAAUAUUAUUUUUAUGAAAUGAAUGAAGUUAAAAUUUUACAGAAGUUGAUGUAUAAAAAUCUUUGUAAAUAUUUUGUUGAAAUUAAAGAUGUGUUUGUUUUUAAAGAGCAUUUAUGCAUAGUUGAAGAAUUGUUAGGACAUAAUUUGUAUGAGUUUAUUAAAAUAACAGGAUUUAAAGGAGUUGAUCAUAAAAUUAUACAAAAGAUUGGUAAACAGAUUUUAGAAGGACUUAAUCAUUUAAGUAUUAUGGGAAUAACCCAUUGUGAUUUAAAACCAGAAAAUAUUUUAAUUAAAGAUUAUAAUUCAUUUGAUGUAAAGAUUAUUGAUUUUGGAUCAGCCUUUUACGAACCACAGCAAAAUAAUUUUUAUGUUCAGUCUAGGUAUUACAGAGCACCAGAAGUAGUUUUAGGAAUACCUUACAGUAAUUCAUGCGAUAUUUGGUCUUUAGGUUGUAUUAUUUAUGAAAUGUACAUGGGCCAUCCUUUAUUUCCUGGGAAAGAUAAUCAAGAUUUACUCUAUAAAAUUUAUAAGUUAUUUAGUAGACUUCCGCGUUUUAUGUUAGAACAUGGAAAGAAUACACAUUUAUAUUUUGAUAAAGAAAAUAAUUAUAAAAUUAUUUGUAAUGAAAAUAAUAAAGCAAUUACGAUGAAUGAACUUAUAGAUAAAAUUAGAUCUAAAAAUAAUAGUAACUGUUUAGAUGAUAUAUUUAUUACAUUUAUUUUGGAGUGCAUUAAUCCAAGCCAUUUAAGCAGACCAUCUGCCUCUGUUUUGCUAAAUCAUAGAUAUUUACAAUCUAGCGGAAAUGAUGAAGUAAUUGAAAGAAGAAAUCAACCCAAUCCAGUACCAAAUCUUAUUAAACAUAGAAGAAAUUCAGAGUCUUAUUUUAAAAAUAAUAAAAAAGAGGAUAAAAGACAAUUUAGUGUAUUUGAUUUGACUAAUGAAAACAAAUUAAAUCAAUAA
Molecule: messenger RNA, 1182 nt
Organism: Vairimorpha ceranae
Lineage: Eukaryota; Fungi; Microsporidia; Nosematidae
Product: ser thr protein kinase
Exons: 1
Coding region: 1-1182 (393 amino acids)
Biological process (GO): peptidyl-threonine phosphorylation; peptidyl-serine phosphorylation
Cellular component (GO): cytoplasm
Molecular function (GO): ATP binding; protein tyrosine kinase activity; protein serine/threonine kinase activity
Source: RefSeq, a predicted model, not a curated record